Fusarium coffeatum is the source of this 1395-nucleotide messenger RNA. RefSeq lists its product as uncharacterized. Lineage: Eukaryota; Fungi; Ascomycota; Sordariomycetes; Hypocreales; Nectriaceae. Gene Ontology annotation, biological process: carbohydrate metabolic process. The coding region runs from base 1 to 1395 and encodes 464 amino acids. Gene Ontology annotation, molecular function: polygalacturonase activity. The record is from RefSeq and is a predicted model, not a curated record. The transcript has 3 exons.
AUGAAGGUCUCAAGCUUCCUCACCACUCUGUCCCUCUUCGCAGGCGCCAUCGCCGAAGCCAUUGAGCUUCCUGCUGGCGUGCCUCGCAGCGUUGAGGAGUUCCGAGCCAAGCACCCUUACGAGAACCCUGUCAAGCGAAGCCAUCGCAAGGUGGUCACCAUCCGCGCCAGCAAGAACGACAAGGAUGAUAUCUCUGCCGAGUUCUACAAGGGCAUCAAGAAGGCCAACAACGGAGGUACUCUUCAUUUGCCAAAGGGCAAGACCUUUGUGAUUGGAAAGCCUCUUGAUCUUACUUUCCUGAACGAUGUGCACGUUCACCUUGAUGGAGAGAUCAAGUUCACCAAUGAUACUGCUUACUGGCAGAAGAAUGCUUUCACGCAUCCUUUCCAGAACUCUAUCAUGUUCUGGAAGUGGGGCGGUGAGAAGAUCAAGAUCUACGGAAAGGGCGUUCUGAACGGUAACGGCCAGAGAUGGUGGAACGAGUUCGCCGGCAAGGAGAUUCUCGACAAGGAUAACGCCUACCUCCGACCCAUCCUCUUCUACGCCCAGAAUGCUACUGGUCUUGAUAUCCAGGGCAUUCACUUCAAGGACUCUCCCUGCUGGACUAACUUUGUCGUUACCUCCAAGGACAUUUCUUUCACGGAUAUCGUUACCACUGCUCGCUCUACCAACGCUACUGCCCUUCCCAAGAACACUGACUUCUUCGACUCCCUGAACGUCGAGAAGGUCAAGGUUGAGCGUGCCUGGAUCGACAUUGGUGACGAUUGCUUCUCCCCCAAGAGCAACGCCUCUGACAUCCACGUUGACACCAUGUACUGCAACGGUACCCAUGGUCAGUCCAUUGGUUCGCUCGGCCAGUACAAGGGCGAGUUCUCCUACGUCAAGGACGUCCUCAUUGAGAACCUCUGGAUGCUCAACGGUCAGCACGCCUCUCGUCUCAAGACCUGGGCUGGUCCUGAUGUUGGUUACGGUUUCAUCGACAACGUGACUUUCCGCAACUUCUACGGCGGUAACAACGAGUACACUGCUUUCAUCGACUCUUGCUACUUCAACAUCGACGCCGAGACUUGCAACAAGUAUCCUUCCCAGAUGAACAUUUCCAACAUUCUCUUUGAAAACUUCACCGGUUACAGCUCCGGCAAGCGAGGUAACGUCGUUGCCAAGCUGACAUGCUCAGACAGCAAGGAUGCUGUUUGCGAAAACAUCAAGUUCAAGAACUUUGACAUCAAGACUCCUUGUGGUGGAGAGCCUGUUAUUCUUUGUGAUGGUGUCAAGGAUAUUGGUGUCGACUGUGUUAGUGCUACCAGCACUGAGGGCAAGGCUGCUUUGGCGAACAAGUGCGUUGGCCCUGCGGCUACUGUCAGCCCUUUCAAGGUCAGAAAAUUCAACGGUUAA